This is a messenger RNA of Pocillopora verrucosa, 1895 nucleotides long. NCBI's taxonomy places the organism in Eukaryota, Metazoa, Cnidaria, Anthozoa, Scleractinia, Pocilloporidae. The record is from RefSeq and is a predicted model, not a curated record.
UAUUGUAGUUGAUGUGAUCGUGACGCGCAACGCGCUUAAAGCGGACGGAGAUGACGGCAACUUGCUCUCUUUUAUUUCUGUCUUUUGUUGUGUUUAGGACAGUUUUUGCUCAAGGGGAUAUUGUGUGGACACCAUCAGAAUGUCGUAGGAUGAUGGAGUCGUGCGAGCUACUUUCCGGUCUUCCAGGACCCCCCGGAUCAAUUGGACUCAAAGGUUUUAAAGGGACCCGGGGACCAAGUGGUCCACUUGGCGACAGAGGGUUUCCGGGAGAGCCCGGUGAUUCCCCACAGGGAGGUGGUGGAUUUCCCGUGAAAGGAGCAAAAGGGGACCUUGGAGAAGAAGGAGCAAAAGGAGCAAACGGCUUGAAGGGGGAACCAGGGAUACCCGGAGCGUCAGGGACGCUGGGAUCAUGGGGAUCUCCGGGAAUAUCGGGAGACAGAGGAGCAGUUGGCGAGACUGGACCCCGCGGGAUCAAUGGAGACCCUGGAGUGAGCGAGCUGAACUGGAAACAAUGUGUGUUCAAACCAGAUAUCAAUACAACACGAGGAGAAUUGUCUUUCUGCUCGUUUUUAAAAAUGCGCAGCGAUACUUCACUUCAUGUCACUUACCAGGGUGAGACACAUAUCGGUCUGUGCAAGACCUGUUGCAAGACUUGGCACUUCACCUUUGACAACUUGACGUGUACCGACCCUGGAAACAUCAACGCUGUGUUCAGCGCCUUAAACUUACUUACUGGUGGUGAAAGAAGUUCUCUUCCAACGUUUAUGCACGGAACGAUCUCCGGGUAUUGCAACUCAGUCCCUAGGGGCUUGGUUCGCGUAGGGAUCUCACUGGAUGAUUGCCCCGGAUAUCCCAGAGACCAGGAGAAUAUAUCCACCAUUAUGCAGCCUAACAGUCGGCUGAUCAUUCAGGAAGUUCCCGCCCCACAAUUUGCGAUGGCAAGAAUUCUGGAGUUGAUCAUUUUCUUAUCCGUUUGUCAAGCAGUUCAUACUCAAAGCAAAAUUCGUUGGGGAAAAUUACUGUGUGACCAGGUAGAGACUAAAUGCAAGAAAGACUUCAUCGGAUCUCCCGGACCCCGUGGGCCCAUCGGAAUUCCGGGACCAACAGGGCCAUCUGGGAGGAAAGGAAUAAGGGGCCAAAAAGGUGCUAAGGGAUCCAGUUAUAUCGUGGACCCCUUUCCACUUAUUGGGCCUAAAGGGAGGAAAGGCGAACCAGGCCUUCCUGGUAUACGAGGGCCCAAAGGAUUCCCUGGGAAUAAGGGAUUCAGAGGAACCCGGGGGGAACAGGGAGUCCGUGGACCUAAGGGGGACAAAGGGUCCCGCGGAUUUCCUGGCAUAGAAGGACCGAAAGGUCAGCCGGGAAGAUCUGGAUCAAUCUACAGCUGGAAGACUUGUACAUGGGACCAUGAUCCUCUGCAACAGUACGGGCUGCUCAAGGAAUGUGUCUUCACAAAACAAAGUAAUCUGAGUUUCUUGCACGUGAUCUUUGAAGGGAGCAUGCGCGUCGGCUUCUGCAAUUCUUGCUGCAAGCGGUGGUUCUUUGCAUUUAACGACCUCGAGUGUGAAAAUGCUAACAUAGAAGCCAGGCUACAAGGCACCAAGGAAUUCGCAGGAAUGGAAUAUCGUCACGUGAGACUCGAAGGUUACUGCGCAGUCCCCGCUGGGGAGGUGUUGGUGGAAUUAUGGGUGCAGGAUUGUUUUGGCCAUCAGAGAACAUCGAAAGUUCCGUUCGUAAAAGUUGAUUUGAGUCCUCGAGUUACUGUUGAAGAGAUUAGUUUGAGUGAUGUAUAAAAACAUUGUCUGAGGACUUUUUAACUGGAUUGUUGUAUCGUGGAAAGAUCAGUUCUCUCUUACUAUAUCAUAAAAGAGGAAAUAAAACUCUGUUGCAUCCUUUCA